AGAGAGGGGAGAGAGGGGAGGGGCGGCCACGGGGGGGUGACACGAGGCGUGUGCGCCUGCGCAAAGGUGUCCCUGCACUGACAAUGCUCUUCCGAAGAUAGCGUCGGCGGAAUCUCAAUCAAACCGACCUCUCCGUCGGCACGAUGCGCUCCAAGGGACGGGCCCGCAAACUCGCCAAAAACGAGGAGGAGGAGGAUGACGAGGUGGUUGAGGACAUGUACGACGGACAGCCCGGCCUGGCGGCGGUCGGGGAGACAGCUCUGGGGGCCGUCGGGACGGUCCCGUCGGACGGCGACGAGCGGGACGACGACGACGCCGCCGCCGCCGCCGCCGCAGCCGCCGCCGCAGCCAAUUGCCUGCUCAGCAGCAGCGCGCUGAGCGCCGGCGCGCACGCGGCCCUCAAGCACGGGCCGCCGUCGCUUCCCAGCUCGCCCUCCAUGCUUCACUCGGCCGACGACAGCCAGGAGUUUGGCCGCCCGUACGAGGGCGGCGACGCGGGGCCGCCCGCGUACGGCUCGUCCGUCUACGUUCCCGACGACGUGUCGCUGCCCGGCGAGCUGGAGCUACGCGAGGCGCGCUCGCCCCCCGGCGCGGGCCUCGGCGUGUGGGCGCGGAGCGGCCUGCGCGCCGGCGACAAGUACGGGCCCUACACGGCCGGCGAGGGCGGCAGUCCGCGCUCCAAGGACGGGGACCACGCGUGGGAGCUACUGGACGGGCCGUCUGGCGUGUGCGGCAAGGACGGCUCCGCGGCGGGAGAGCCGUGCAGAGGCUCGGCAGGGGACAGCGAGGAGCGCAGCUGGCUCAAGUACGUGAGGCUCGCCGCGUCCACACGGAGGCCCAACUUGGCAGCGGUCGAGAUUGAUCAGAAGGUUUACUACAAGGCGAUCAGGGACAUCGAGGCCGGCGAGGAGCUGCUGCUGUGCAUGCAGGAGGAAGGCGUGGAGCACCAGGCAAUGGCACCCAGCACCGAGCCCCUGUCCCAGGGUGGGAUUUCUGAUGACGAGCGCCAGCUGCGCUGCGGCAACUGCAAGGAGCUGUGCCCGUCCGACACGGUCCUCAAGCAGCACCAGCAGUUCGGCUGCAUCUUGGGCUGCGGCGGCGGCGGCGGUGGCGGCAGCUCGGCGAGCGACAGCAGCGACGGCCUGGCCUCCGCCGGCCUCGCGGGCGCAACGUCGCCCGCGUCCGUGUUCCCAGCGCUUCACGACGACUACCGCAUCGCCGCGGCCGCCGCGGCCGCCGCGGCCGAGCGCUCGGCUAAUGAGGGCCCCCUGCACGAGUGCAAGGAGUGUGAACGCAUCUACCCCAACGCGUACUUGCUGGAGCAGCACAUGCAGAUGCACACGGAGGAGCGGGAGUACAAGUGUGAUCAGUGUCCCAAGGCGUUCAACUGGAAGUCGAACCUCAUCAGGCACCAGAUGUCGCACGACAUCAACAAGCGCUACGAAUGCGAAAACUGUGACAAGGUAGUGGUUUUCACGGACCCCAGCAACCUGCAGCGCCACAUCCGCUCGCAGCACGUGGGGGCACGCGCGCAUGCCUGCCCCGAGUGCGGCAAGACGUUCGCCACCUCGUCCGGCCUCAAGCAGCACAAGCACAUCCACAGCAGCGUCAAGCCCUUCACGUGCGAAGUUUGCCACAAGUCCUACACGCAGUUCUCGAACCUUUGCCGGCACAAGCGCAUGCACGCCGACUGCCGCACGCAGAUCAAGUGCAAGGACUGCGGGCAGCUCUUCAGCACCACCUCGUCGCUCAACAAGCACCGGCGCUUCUGCGAGGGGAAAAACCACUUCGCCAUGUCGGCCGCCGCCGCCGCGGCCGCCGCCGCCGCCAUCUUCCCGCAGGGUUCGUCGCUCGGCCCGUCCCUCGACAAGGCCGCGUCGGCCAUGCUCAGGAACCACGGCGUGACGCCCUCUCUCAACAGCUACUUCGGGCCGAGCCGCCACCACCACCACCACCACCACCACUCGGGGCUGCCGGGCUUCCCAGGCGCCGGCGGCAUGCAGCCGAGCUUCUCGCUGGCGCAGAGCUUCGCGGGCCUCUUCCCGUCGCCCCUCUACGCCCGGCCGCCCAUGCUCCCGCCGACGGGCGCCAUGAUGCAGGCGGGCGGCGACGCGGCCAAGCUGGCGGCGCCCGUGGCGCACGCCAUGCUCCACCCGGGCGCGGCCGCCUCGGCGGCGGGGCUGUCGCUGGCAGCCUCGCACCACCACCACCACGGCGGCGGCGGCGGCGGCGGCAGCGUGUCGUCCGCUCUGCUCUCAGCGCCGGCGCGCCCGCAGCACGCUCGCUCCGAGGAGCGCGGCGGCGGCGGCGGCGACGGCGGCGACGGCGCCGGGAGGACGGAGAGGUCCCCCCGCGAGAAGCUCAACGACAAGGGCAGCGAGGUGUCGGACGGCUCCGACCUGGAGGCCACCAGCACGCCCAUGGGGAGCGACGACCUGCAGACGAGCACCGGCUCGGAGGCGGACAGCGACAGCGACAAGGAGAAGACCAAGAGGAAGAACCCCGUGAACGGCGCGCAGGGCUCCAAGCAGGGGGACUCGCCCGCCCUCACCAACGGCGGCGGCGGCGGCGGCGGUGGCGCCGGCGGCGCCGGCGGCUCCGUGGCGGCCAGAAUGCCGCAGAACAAUCACCUGGCGUUUCUGCCACCGCCGGCGGAUGACAACAACGGGUCCGACUCGACCAACGACUCGAUCAAGGCGAUCGCUUCGAUAGCGGAGAAGUACUUCGGCCCCGGGUUCAUGGGCAUGCCGGAGAAGCAGCUCCGAGCCUUCCCCUACACGCCCAUGUUCUCGUUCCCCUUCGUGUCGCCGCUGCCGCACCCCGUGUUCCCCAUCGCCGAGCCGAAGGCGGCCGCCGCCGUCGCCGCCGCCGCCGCCCCUCCUCCGCCCGCCGCCGCCGCCGCCGCCGUCGUCGUCAAGACGGAGCCCAAGUCGCCGUCCCCCACCGAGAGGGCGCACGGCAAGAGCGUGCCGGCGGAGGCCGACGCCGGCUCGCCCUUCGACCUGAGCGUGGCGGCCAAGCGCAAGGACGAGGCCAGGCAGCCGCCGGCGCCAGCGUCAAAGCCGGCGCCGGCGCGGCCCCCCGCCGCGCAUCAGCGGGACGACCAGCCGCUCGACCUCAGCACCGGCGGACGGACGAGGGGAGCGCAGGGGGGCUGCUGCCUCCCCCCGCACCCGAUGCUCCCGCACUCGGCGGCCGCCGCCGCCGCCGCGGCCGCGGCCGUGGCCUCCUCCUCGUCUUCCUCGUCGUCGGAGGUGGCCAGGAAGAGCCUCAACCACAUGUUCGGAGGCGGCAAGCAAAAGCUGCCAAGCGACGGGCCCAAAGUCGGGCACGCGCCCGGUCACGUGCGCCACCAGCGGUCGCACCACCAUCACCACCAACAGCAGCAGCACCAUCAUCAGCAGCAGCAGCAGCAGCACCAUCAUCAUCACCAGCAGCAGCAGCAUCAUCAUCACCAGCAGCAGCAACAACAGCAGCAUCAGCAGCAGCUACAACAGCAGCAUCAUCAGCAGCAGCAGCAGAUGCAUCAGCGUUCGUCAAUUCCUUUUGCUCAUCUCAACCCCUUCUUUCUUGACCCUAUAUACAGGUGCGGCCUACUGAGGGUGGAGAAGAGGAAAAUGGACGACCCCAUGUCCUCUCUGAAGGAGAAGUACAUGAGGCCAAUUCCGAGCCUGCUCUUCCACCCGCAGAUGGCGGCCAUGGAGAACAUGGCCGACAAACUGGAAGGCUACAGCGCCAUGAAGCUGGACGGCGGCAGCGGCCACAUGCAGCAGCAGCAGCAGCCGCCGCCGCACGCGUUCGGAUUCCGCCAGCCGCCCCCCAGCCUGCCCGACAGCCUCCUGCGUAAGGGCAAAGAGCGCUACACCUGCAGAUACUGCGGGAAGAUUUUCCCGAGAUCGGCCAACUUAACGCGCCAUCUGAGAACCCACACGGGGGAGCAACCGUACAAGUGCAAAUACUGCGAGCGCUCAUUCAGCAUCUCGUCGAACCUUCAGCGCCACGUGCGCAACAUCCACAACAAGGAGAAGCCCUUCAAGUGCAACCUGUGCAACCGCUGCUUCGGGCAGCAGACCAACCUCGACCGCCACCUCAAGAAGCACCUUGCCGGAACGGCCGGCUCGUCUCCCAACUCUGAGCUGGAGAACAGCUCGCUGCUGGAGGACAAGGAGGAUUCGUACUUCACCGAAAUCCGCAACUUCAUUAGCAGCACGGAGGAGUCGAACGCCCUCCCUGGCACAGAGCCACCCACCCUCGGCGUGGACGAGGAACCGGCAGCGGAGGCGAUCGCCGUGACUCCGGAGCGCAGGGAAGACCCCGAGGAUGAGGACGACGUGGAGGAGGAGGAGGAGGAAGAGGAGCUGGAGGAGGAAGAGGAGCUGGAGGAGGAGCUGAUGCUGGAGGGCGAGGAGGAGAGCGCCGCCGAGCGCUCGCCGGAGGAGCACGUGACCCCGGCGGCCAAGGCGGGGCGGCCCCCCGACGAAGAGGAGGAGGAGGAGGAGGAGCUGGACGACGAUGUGGGAGGCGACCGCGCGGAGCGUCUCCCGUCGGAGUUCGGCACCGCAAGGUGCAGCCCGCUGGAGGAGGGAGCCCUGAGCCCGCUGGGGCCGUCGUCUCAGCUGUCCGCCCUGGAGCACAUGAGCCACUUCCCCGACAGCCUGGACCUGCGCAAGCCGCUCAAGGAGCGCUUCGCCGAGCUGCCCUACGGCACUGCCACGGCCAGCCACGACGGGGUCAAGCCGCCCCUCUACCGCCAGUCCAAGUCGCAGGCCUACGCCAUGAUGCUCUCCCUGUCGGACCGAGACUCACAAGGCUCCGGCAGCAUGUGGCACGGAGCGGCAAGGGCCCCGGCGGAAGCGAGCACCCUCCACCCCGUCAGUCGCCUUUAGGACCGGACAAGAGCGCGAAGAAGUUUCCCCAAGCGAUAUCAUGAAGUAACAAACAAACAACAACGACACACAACACCCCAUUUGGGUGCGGGAAGAGAGAAAAGGAAAAAAAGACGAGAGCAAAAAAAAAAAUCCCUAAAAAAACGACUUUGUUUGUUGGACCAAAGCUUGAUUGUUUUUUUUGUUUGGGAGAUAUUUUUGUCGUCGGGUAAUCGUUGAUUGUUUUUAGUUACUCACUCAAUCCACGCAAUGACUUUUAGUAGGACAAAAUAAUAGGAAUGAUUAUUAUCAUUGUGUAAAUGUAAUAAGUAAGGUUUUCUUAGUCGUGGGGAUCAAAGGUCAAAUGAAGACUUGCGUAACCGUGGUUUUUAAAUUUGAGAAGUUGGUUUCACAGCAGGGGCAAAGCCAACGUGUCAGAAUUAUUAUACAUGCACACAGUAUAUAUAUAAAAUACAGUACUUGUAACUUAUUGGUUGACCAAGUCAAUGAUGUUAUGGAAUAUCAUUUUUUUAUAUAUAUUAUUAGAUGUUGAUAUGCAGUAAAACUUUUAAAAGGCUACUGCGUGCCUAAAUUAAUCUUGUAUCUCCCCCCUCUCUGCUUUAAAAGUAGAAACAAAAAUAAUGUUUGAUGGGUUUUACCCCGAUGCGUGUUAAAUGGAAAAGAUGUUGUUGGAAGUUGUAUUGUUUCGACGCUACCUAUCAUCGACCUCUGCAUUUACGGAACCAAAAUAUGUGUUAGUUGUGGCAAAUGGGUCUCCAUUGUGUGGGACGAGAAGCCUCGAGCUAUCGCAGAUAAAAAUGUGGGGAUAGUUACAAAACGAGUUGCUCAUUAGAAAUGGUUACGUUCAGAGCCUCCCAGAUAGCGCUUCACGGCAGUCUGGUAAAGUCAAAAAGUGAUUCAGCUUCAAUGCAGAUUUCAGGUCUCAAACGAGAAUAUAACUUACGAUUUAUUAAUCACGUCACUUUGUGAAGAUGUUAAAUUACAUUCGUUUCCUUUUGUGUAGACUUUGCUGGGAGUUUUUUUAAUUAUUAUUAUUAUUAGCGACGUAUGCGCUGGAUAGCAUGCUGCAUGGCAUGAACCCACCGCAUCAAGCCGAUUUCAAACCCUAGGCGUGGCUGACAUCGGCAGCGAGUGAUCACCAAACCGGUCCGAGGCCUCCACAUUCCACCACGCUGCAAUGGACCCCCUGCCGUGAUGUUUGGUCGGACAACUCUCGCGCGACCGAACUGUGUGGGGAGGUCCUUUAUUGAGAGAGGGCUGUAAGUUACUUUUAUUGUUAUUAAAAGAAAAGCCCUUAAUACCAAUGACAAGGUUAAUUAUGGCGGCCCAUGAAGCCGCAUCCGUUGAUAAGGAUUUCACAUGACAAUCGCAUCCUUGUGCAACAAGAGAACAGCGUACAGUAUUUUGCUUUCGACACCAGAUAAUUCACAGACACCAUGGACACAUUUUGCCGAGAGUGACUUGCACUGCAGCGUCAAUCAAAAGUCAGAAUCUACAAGCAAAUGUGCUCACUCGAUUGAACAAAUAUUUACCCCCCCCCCACAUACCCUAUGGCUACAAUGCAUCAAACACACCAACACCACCUGGCGACUUGAAGGCACGUGCACUAACAUUUAAGUCGCCGUCUCCAUCAAAGAAAUCUCAACCGAUGUCACUCUCCAACAUUGCCGGCGUGGUCAAGCAGCCACUUGCCGUUUUCGUGGUUGACGUUCUUUUGCUUCCGGUUAAAUUAUAAGUAUCGUGGAUCGGUUACAUCGAACAGGUCGCAAUUACGUGAACGUCGGACUUUAACGCUGGCAUGUCACUUGCUUGCACCUUUUCCAACGAUUACUUCCUUUUGAAUUAUAACAGGGUCACGGUGAGAAUGGCAUUGCUGAUUAAGAAUAUGCCUUUGUCAUGCAAUAAUUACCCUUUUGGAAAGAAAAAAGAAAACCUCACGACGAUCACGAUUUAAUUACCGAUUGCCGAGGCACUCAAUAUUUGUUCUUUCCCCCGCCCCCCCCAAAGUGCAACCGGACGGUAACUCGGUCACGUCGGUCACGUGGCUCUUCGCCUCUCCUUUGUGCGAAAUUUGAUAGGCGUAAAAGUAAAAAAACGAACGGAUCUAAUAUUAUUUGUGUUCAUUUGUCACGGAAGCCGGCGAACAUUUUACGCUCGAGAUUUGGAAAGUGGUUUUCCGCGGUUAGCGCAGCGGAGCAGGUAUGGUGUAUGUUUUCGCUGUACAUAAUUCCCCACCAGGCAACGUUUUUGUACACAUUCUUACAGCACGUCACAAGAGGGGAGCCAAUUUUGCAGUACACAGUAGAAUUGUGUGGGGUUCUUUUUAGUCUUGCUUUUUGUUUGUUUGUUUCUCGUGUGUUUAGAAGCGCGUGGGCCUGUAAAUAGCCGGUUUGAUAUCAUUUCCCCGUUUUUUCCAGAGCAGUAUUUCCAUUCGUAUUUCUUCCACCUUACUUUGUUUUUAGAGUGUUAAGUGGCACGUUAAUAUUUAAAUGAAGGACCAAGAUACGUGCUCCUCGCUAACACUCAUCCAUUAGGCAUUGACAGUUUGCUCGCCAAGAUAAUAUUGCUUCCUGCUUUAUGACAAUCAGUUACUUGCAGUGUAGACGUUUCGUUUUUAAAAUGUAGUUAUUUAUUUUUAAGUGCGCGAUUAAAAAAAAAUUGUAGCUAAAAAAAACGGGCGAAUUUUUUUUGAAAAUCGAACGUGUUAAUAGUAUUAGCAUGAAAACAAACCCUCAUAAUUAAUGUCGUGUGUAUCAAUUCAAUACAUUUCCUAACUCAUCCGAUAGACAAAAAAAAGAGACUAUGAAAAAAAGACAGAUUUUUGUCAAAUGGCAUUGGUGUUAAGGUGCCAAACGGAAUAUGUUCCUUGUAUGUGUUGUGCGUGAGCAUGUUUCCUUGGCUGUUUCUUCUGUGGCCCAGUAUUCCCUCCCCCAUCGCUACAAGUGACGUUUAUUUAAGGCAGAUGGAAGCGAUAAGAAAGCUACGACGAUUCAUCCCAUCCAUUGUGUAAUGCCCAGUUUGGUUUUGCAGAUCAUUCUGGCAAAGCGUCAUUUUAAUACGUUUCUGCAAGCUUCUCAAUUUGCAAAUAAAAUCCCACGUGUAGCCCAAAACAUAACCCUGUGCCUCCAAUAACCCCAAGGUUCUAAAGUGUUCGACGUUGAUUACGAUACAUUGAAACAAAAUCCUUUAAAUAUUAGUCAGUGAUAUUAAUUACGAUAACGUACAUAUCAUUUUUUUAUUCUUGAGUAGAAGCUGAUCUUGUUUUUCUCCAAUAAUUGUUUUGUUCUUAAGCCGGUUUUUGCAAACAUCAAAUCACUCGUUAUUGUCACGUAUUUAUUGUCAUCGUUAUUAUUGUUACGAAUACAUCCUUAAGCUAGAACUCGUUUCACUUUAGAUAGUAUUGAGAAGUGUAUGCGGGGCCAAUUGCAUCAUUCGACCUCUUAUUAAUGAUUAUUUCCUACUGCUAUUAUUUUUCUUCUUAUUCUCACAUUAUGGCGUCCAAGUUAAUUCAAUGCACUGUAGCAAUAACAAAAAAGGGUCGUUUUAUUUUGUUCCAUCACAGAUUCAGAAGAAGAAAAAAAACUCACCGAACAAUUUUGUACAUCAAACGGCACAACAUCAUUUACGAGCACUCCAAUGCGAUCGACUUCCAAGCCAGUUCAGGAGCUUUUGCGAGCUUCGGUGUGCGGCGUCGGGGACGCCCUCCAUCAUCCGUGACGUGACGGAGAAACGAGCGGCUGCAAACUUAUUCCGAUAGCUUCCACACGGGCUGCGACGUUUCCAUUAAGAGCAUUUCUCGGCGUCGUUUAUAAGCCAUGGUUUUCUUGAACAAUGCACAAGCACAUAUCGUUGGGGGUAACCUCAUCACACAGGCCCUUGGUCCGCAAUGGAUCGCGGACGACAACGGUGUCGAUAGUGAACAACGGCUUACUGUUGGCAGAUUCAGCAUUACGUUGAUAGCGAGGUUUGACAUUUGCAGAGCGCAAGGCAUAUGAUUAAACAAGUCGAGGAGGAGGGGGAGAAGGAUGUAACGUGUUUAAAUGACAAAUGCACUUAGUAACAAAGCAGCACCCCCUGUAUACAGAGUACAAGCGCACUUUAAGAUGCUUCAAAGCAAGUAAUGCAGAACGGCAUUAGUGACGGAGGAGAUUCAUGAGGAUCUUGACGAGACACAUUGGCCGGCCUGUCGACAAAAUGACCGACAUUCCUCGGCCACUUUUUUUUCUUUACUUUCCAAAAAAAGGAAAACACAACACAUACCGGCAAAUUGCUUCAGCGACAAGUUACAUUUUAACGUUACAUUAGGAUGAGAAUUCCAAAGGAUCAGGUUGACAGAUUGCGUGUGAAAUUAUGUUAACAAAAUAUUAGUACUGUACCAAAAAAACACCGUUAAGGGCCCACCUUUUUAUCUAUGGCUAAGAACACUGGGUUGUGGAAGGCGGCUUAUUUUACACAACAUUCGCUUUGAUUCGGACUCGUUUGUUAAAAAAAAAAAACGUUAAUUGACAGUGCAUGCAAAAUAUACUUGAUCUGCAAUGUAGUUGAACUAUAAACAGAGACUAGCGUGACAUCUUUUACGUAAGUAUACACACAGACUUUGUCGUUCAAACUUUGUUUUUGUUCCUGUUCGCACUUCAAAUCUUGCCUGGUGCUAGGUUUUAAAACAUGUGGUUGUUGAUCUUUUUUUUGUAUUUUCGAGCAUGGUUCAGUCAUGCCAUUGAGAAACAACCAACACAUUCGCGCAUAUUUCACAGAAAAAAAAUGAUCCUCACAAUAAUACUGUGCUUAACAAAAUUCGCGGUGCAAGUGAAAUCACGUUGUUCAAAGUCGUUCCGAGCUUGUGAGGAUGCAUCAACACUGCAUUCAUCUGUGGGAUUAUUACGUGCUGAAGGAGGAAGGGGGGGGAAAUCCGAAAAUUAAAAAAACGAUGUAGCUAAAAUAAACAUAAGUUAAUAAUCAGUGUUUUUAUUGUAAAAAAAAAAACCUAAAAACUAAAAAAAAAUUUCGCUUUCUUAAAAUGCACCACGUAACUUAAUCGCAGGAGAAUUCGGCAAGCCGGAAGCAAUGUUGUGAGUGUAUGACAGUGCUAUACAGAAACAAUGUUGUAUAAGGUGGUUGGACCUCCUGUUCCAACAUGCAGUGGCAGGCUGGGUGAUAAAAGUCAACAGAUUUUGUUUCAUAUUAUUAUGCAUCGAUAUGCGUGUAGAUAUUUCUAUUUUAUUCUAAAUGUUAUUUUAGGGGGGUGGGGGGGAGGUGGCGGGAGCGAUGAGGAAGAAAAAAGCAGUUUUUUUUUACUGCCAAAAUGUCAUUUGAUGAUCAAACAACCGUUCAAGGGCGACAUAUUCGCGGGCUCUGGGUGACCUGAGGCACUAUCCUGGCUUCUUGUGCCACCUUGUUGACAAACGAGAGCGAUGACGUGUGUGCGUGUGGUUGCAUUGUCGAGUAAGGCAAGUGGAAUACAUUUCAAAACGUAAUUACAGAGUAACGUGUGCUGACCAUGUUAAUCUUAAUAAACUUGUGUGUACCCAGAGUUAGCUCUUUGCGAUACCAGGAAAAAAAAGAUUUAUACUUUGCAGUUGGUAUGCAAUACUGUAUAAUAAUGAUGAUGAUAAUAAUAAGAGAAAUAAAACAAAAAAAAUUGUGUGGCUUUUUUAA
This is a messenger RNA of Petromyzon marinus (sea lamprey), 10541 nucleotides long. RefSeq names its product histone-lysine N-methyltransferase MECOM-like. The record is from RefSeq and is a predicted model, not a curated record. Gene Ontology annotation, biological process: regulation of gene expression. Gene Ontology annotation, cellular component: nucleus. NCBI's taxonomy places the organism in Eukaryota, Metazoa, Chordata, Hyperoartia, Petromyzontiformes, Petromyzontidae. Gene Ontology annotation, molecular function: protein binding.